UGAUCUCCCGCUGUGGCCAGCCCGAGGUGAGCUGGUGGGGCUGGAGGAACGCCGACGACGAGCACCUCGUCCAGUCCGUGGCCAAAGCCUGUGCCUCGGACUCGAGGUCCAACAGCAACAAAUUAAUGAAUGGGAAUUGUUCCAGAGAUUUCUCCAACGGAGGGGACCUCUCUGAUGUGGAGUUUGACUCCUCCAUCUCCAAUGCCUCGGGAGCAGAGAGCUUGGCGAUUCAGCCCCAGAAGCUUUUGAUCCUGGACGCGCGGUCGUACGCGGCAGCCGUGGCCAACAGAGCCAAGGGGGGAGGCUGCGAGUGCCCAGAAUAUUACCCCAACUGCGAGGUGGUGUUCAUGGGGAUGGCCAACAUCCAUUCCAUCCGGAAGAGCUUUCAGUCCCUGCGUCUGCUCUGCACACAAAUGCCAGAUCCAGGAAAUUGGCUGUCAGCUCUGGAGAGCACCAAGUGGCUGCAGCACUUGUCGGUGCUCCUGAAGUCGGCGCUUCUGGUGGUUCACGCCGUGGACCGCGACCAGCGGCCGGUGCUGGUGCACUGCUCCGACGGCUGGGACCGUACCCCCCAGAUCGUGGCGCUGGCCAAGCUGCUGCUGGACCCCUACUACAGGACCACAGAGGGUUUCCAGGUGCUGGUGGAGACGGAGUGGCUGGAUUUUGGCCACAAGUUUGCAGAUCGCUGUGGCCAUGGGGAGAACUCGGAUGACCUGAACGAGCGCUGCCCGGUGUUCCUGCAGUGGCUGGACUGUGUCCAUCAGCUCCAGAGGCAGUUCCCUUGCUCUUUCGAGUUUAAUGAAGCAUUCCUUGUGAAAUUGGUGCAGCACACCUACUCCUGCCUCUUUGGAACAUUCCUGUGCAACAAUGCGAAGGAGAGAGGAGAGAAACACACUCAGGAACGGACCUGCUCCGUCUGGUCUUUGCUGCGGGCAGCAAACAAAGCCUUCAAAAACCUGCUCUACUCCUCCCAGUCGGAGUCUGUGCUGUACCCAGUGUGCCAUGUGCGGAACUUGAUGCUCUGGAGUGCUGUUUACCUGCCCUGCUCGUCCCCCUCCACACCCGCCGACGACUCCUGUGCCCCGUACCCUGUGCCAGGCUCUAGCCCUGAAGAGCAGCCUCUGGGCAGGCUACCAAAGACGAGAUCCUUCGACAAUCUGCCGACAGCCUGUGACAGCAGCGUGCCUCCGGCCGCCCGCCGCAGCAGCGACCCCAGCCUCAACGAGAAGUGGCAGGAGCACCGGCGCUCCCUGGAGCUCAGCAGCCUCGGCCCCCCCGGCGACGAGCCCUUCGAGGGGGACGGCCUGGGCCGGCAGGGCAGGGCCCCCCUGGGCGCUGAGCUCUCCGUCGCAGCCGGGGUGGCAGAGGGGCAGAUGGAGAACAUCCUGCAGGAGGCCACGAAAGACGACGUUGGGCUGGAGGAGCACUUGAGGGGUGGCCUGGAGGCGGCGGGGAAAGGGGCUGAGGUGGCCCUGGAUAAGGAGAAGAGAGCUGACAAUCUGCGGGGGUACGUCGGUGAGCUCGGGGAAAAGGCCGAGGCGGACGCAGGUACCGUAAGGAACAAUCCCACACCCGCCCCACACCCGCUUUCACAAGGUGCUUCUGAGCCCAGAGGACAGCAGGACGAGCACGGCGAUCCCGGCAGCGCUCUCCAGAAGGUGCCUCAGGGGAGGGGGCUGCAGGCUGUUCCCGUGGAGGGCUCUGCUCAGAACAACGCGGAGGAAGAAGGCGUCGGGAAGCACGAAGAGGCAGAGAGCCCAUACAGCACUGCACAGGCCGGCCUGCCCUUCCCUCUGCCCGCCCCGCCCGAGGCAAGGACAUCCAACAUCGAAAGUUCCACGGAAACCUUAACGGAGACCGAAGCAAAGCCUGAGUUCCUGCCUAAGGGCCCGUGCCACAGAGCUCACCCCUUCGACAACAGCGCUGACGAGCUGUCCCGAACUCUGGAGAACAGGCCGGAGGGGGAGUGCAUGAUAGAGCUCCAAAAACUGGGAACAAGAGUGCACAGGACUUCUGGUGGCAGCACCACGCACCUCCCGAUGCCUUCCCCUUGUGCCUUGCCCUUCGCGGAGCGCAAAGACGAGGUGGUGUGUAACGGGGAGCCGGAGCCCGAGAACAAGCUGGCUGAGAAGCCCGGGGGGCUCGUGCCCCUGAAACUCCCCGCCAGCAACGGACACUGCGUGAACGGGGAGGACGGGCGGCUCAAGGCCUCGCUCAGCAGGCAGGUGUCCGCCGCCAGCUGCAGCUCCGCCCAGCUGCACCUGAGGAACUUGCACCACAAGUGGGUGUUCGGCCCGCUGGGCAGGCAGGCGGCGGGCGGCAGCCCCGACCAGCCCGCCCGCAGCCACCUGGACGACGACGGCAUGCCCGUCUACAGCGACGUCAUCCAGCAGCGCCUGCGCCAGAUCGAGACGGGCCACCAGCAGGAGGUGGAGACCCUCAAGAAGCAGGUGCAGGAGCUGAAGAGCCGCCUGGAGAGCCAGUUCCUCAACAGCUCCCUGCGGCUCAACGGGGACUACGGGGACGAAGUGACGUCUAUCCCCGACUCGGAAAGCAAUCUGGAUCAGAACUGCUUGUCUCGCUGCAGCACAGAGAUUUUCUCUGAAGCCAGCUGGGAGCAGGUGGAUAAACAGGACACAGAGGUGACGCGGUGGCUCCCGGACCACCUGGCCGCUCACUGCUACGGCUGCGACAGCGCCUUCUGGCUCGCCAGCAGGAAACACCACUGCAGGGACCCUGACCGAGUUGAUCAGCUCUGGAAUUGCGGGAAUGUGUUCUGCUCCAGUUGCUGUAACCAGAAGGUGCCCGUUCCCAGCCAGCAGCUCUUCGAGCCCAGCAGGGUCUGCAAGUCCUGCUACAGCAGCCUCCACCCUGGCAGCUCCAGCCUGGACCUCGAACUGGACAAGCCCAUCACUGCCACGUCCAACUGAAUUCCCGGCCCGGGAGCGGCGGGGGAGCAGCCGAGCCGGCCCUUCCCCCGGACAGGCGGGGCCCGAGGGCCGAGGCUGGGAGGCUGCGCUGUGGAGGCCGGGCUGGGACGUGGCUGGGCGGGACAGACGUCGAGGAUGCGCCGCUGGAUUGUGGGAGUCUCCUUUUCCAGCUCUUCCCCUUUCCCUGCCUGUCCUGUCCGUGUGUCCGUGUGUGUGUGUAUAUAUAAUAAUAUAUAUAUGUUUGUUUGUUUGCGGGAGGCUGUGGAGGUGGGAAGGGGCUGGGCCAGAGCCAGGAUCCCCGGGGGGGUUUGUGUCCCGCUCGGAGGGGGUUUGGGAGCAGAGGGAACCGGGCCAGCCAACUGCAGAGCCUCCAGAGCUGGAGCCUCCAGGGCUUUCAGUCAGUCCUCUUAUUCCAAACCCGAAACUGCUGUUUGGGAACCUGUUGCUGCUACAAGAGGUGGGAAUGUGCUUCCCAAGAGAGCCCUCUCCCUCUCUGUUCUCCCAGGGGCUGCCCCAGGGGCUCACUGGGCUCCCCUGCACACACAGUCCCUGAGGUUUGGGCCGUUGGAGCGGGAACACCUGACCUGUUGGCUCAGGAAUGUUGGUGGGGGCUGAGACGGUGUCACACCAGGCCUCUCCAAGGGUCUGUCCAUGCAGUCCACCAUUCAGAUCCGAGUGGGACAGGAGCAGAUCUUUGCCUUGUCCCUGCCCCCUCCGUGGGAGGUUCCCUGUGGGAGCAGAGCUUUGCCAAGGUCAGGCCCAGGCCCUGGUGGGUCACACUCGCACUUUACUGAGACUCCAGACAGAUGGAAGGCACCGGGACCCGCUGGAGUCUCCGGGUUCGGUCCGUGGGGAGUGCACUGGUGCUUGGCAUCCUCCUGGGAUGUUCCUCCUUUCCCAGGCUGUGUUCAGUGUACCCCAGAUAGGAAAAACCUGCCUGAGGAUCUUACAACAAUCCAAAAUGCAUCAUGGAUUCCCCUUCUUCCUUCUGCCCCAAUCCCAGUCACCUCACUGAAGCGUGAAUCUCCCGAUAUCUGUUUGUAACUCAGCAGUAGGUGCUCAUCCCCUUCCCAUAGAUCCCAUAAAUCCUGCUUAGUGCAAUCUGGCAGAGGAAGUGUAGAUCCUGCUCACAGUGUAUUCCUUAGGCAAAGUCCCAACUGCUCUGUGAUAUUCCCAACAAUCCUGCUGGAGUAUUUGAGAGCUCGAGUUACAGCAGCUCGAAAUCCAAGAAACCUGGGGAAAGGAGCUUUUCCCUUCCCUGGAAUGUCACAAUCACAUCAUCCAAAGGAGGGUCUGAGGGGAAGGGCCCGGGUGGUUGGACUGUGCCCUCCCCACCCCCACGAGGAUCCGGCAGGAAUGAAUGUCCAGGAAGGAGGAGGCUGCGUCCUUUUGGGAAGGGGCUCUGGGAACGGACGGAGCAUCUUGGGAUCUCCCUGGCACGGGUUUAGAAAAAGCUACAAAGAGGGAAAGGCGAGGCUGAGCGGGUGCUGGAA
Empidonax traillii (willow flycatcher) is the source of this 4423-nucleotide messenger RNA. Its product is annotated as myotubularin-related protein 3-like. The annotation marks the transcript as partial. The record is from RefSeq and is a predicted model, not a curated record. Gene Ontology annotation, molecular function: protein phosphatase binding; phosphatidylinositol-3,5-bisphosphate 3-phosphatase activity; metal ion binding. Gene Ontology annotation, biological process: dephosphorylation; regulation of autophagy. Lineage: Eukaryota; Metazoa; Chordata; Aves; Passeriformes; Tyrannidae. The transcript has 12 exons.